UCAAUCCAGUCUCGACUCAGGCAAAACAGUCUGGAAAAGGACUCCUCCUCUUCCAACUCCAAGGCCGCCACCACCAUCCCUGCGAAGUCGGGCAUCCCAAUUGGCAGCUUCAACUACAUCGUCAUAGUCGCACUCGGAACCCCCACAAAACAGCUAUCCCUCGUCUUCGACACAGGCAGCACUUUCGUCUGGACUCAGUGCAAACCAUGCACUGUCUUCUGCUACAAACAAAAACAACCAAUCUUCGACCCAUCCCACUCAACAACAUACAAAAACAUCACCUGUACCUCCGGACACUGCUCUCAGCUUUCCUCCUCCACCAACAUCCCCCCUAGUUGCUCAACCAACACCUGCGUCUACGGCAUCCGGUACGGCGAUGGCUCCACCUCCUAUGGUUUCUUCGCAUCCGAAACUUUCACAUUGACACCCUCCGAUGUUUUCCCCAAUUUCCUCUUCGGUUGCGGCGAGAACAACCAAGGUCAAUUCGACGGCGAGGCCGGGUUGAUCGGACUUGGCCGAUCUCGCUUGUCUCUCGUCUCACAAAUAUCUUCCAAAUACGGGAAUUACUUCUCGUACUGUCUUCCAUCAACUCCCAGCUACACCGGAUCCCUAACUUUUGGAAAAGGAGGGAGAAGCUCCGCUGGAUCAUCUCUGCAAUUCACUCCAUUGCUAUCGAAAUCGAAAGAUCCUUCGUUGUACUACGUCGAUAUAAUCGGAAUCAAAGUCGGUGGCAAGACAUUAUCGAUCUCUCAAUCGGUGUUCAAGACCCCCGGAUCUAUAAUCGAUUCCGGCACCGUCAUCACUCGGCUUCCUCCGGCGGCGUACGAUUCGUUGACAACGGCUUUCCGGCAACACAUGACGCAAUAUCGGAUGGCUAAACCCCUGUCGAUACUCGAUACAUGUUACCGUGUGAAAAAGAACACGACCGCUGAAGAUACCGAGUAUAAGCUGUGUUCGGCGGCAACAUCGAAGUUGUGUUUGACUACUCGGGGAUACUCUUCAUUGCAAGUUCGUCCAAGGCCUGCUUGGCGUUCCUCGGAAAUAGUAAUUCCUCCGAUUUGGUUAUUUUCGGAAAUGCACAGCAGAAGACUUUGGAUGUGGUCUAUGAUGUUGCAGGUGGGAAGCUAGGGUUUGGCUAUCGAGGUUGUUC
This is a messenger RNA of Camellia sinensis, 1150 nucleotides long. Lineage: Eukaryota; Viridiplantae; Streptophyta; Magnoliopsida; Ericales; Theaceae. The record is from RefSeq and is a predicted model, not a curated record.